Messenger RNA from Lactuca saligna, 372 nucleotides. Lineage: Eukaryota; Viridiplantae; Streptophyta; Magnoliopsida; Asterales; Asteraceae. The record is from the annotation of a GenBank genome assembly.
AUGUGCAACUCGAUGAAAUGGAUUCGGUUGGUGUCGCUUAAGGUCAUGGUGUUCGUUUGGUGUGCUUGCAUUGACCGGAUUCCCCCUGCUGUCGUGCUUUCUCAAAGGGAUAUUAGUCUCCUUUCCACAUGCUAUCAAUUUUGCGUUUCAGUGAUUGAUGAGGCUGGCCAUUUUUUCGUCGGGUGUCCCUUCGCCAAAGACGUUUUGGUUUGGAUCUUCAACUGGUGCAACAUACCCUUUCAACAAUUCGAUUCAGUUGGUGAGCUUAUCUUGUAUGCGGCAUCUUGGGGGAAUUGCCCUAAAAACGUAAGAUCUUGCUUGCUAUUUUUUAUGGGUACCUUUGGUGUAUUUGGCGGGUUAGAAAUGAUAUAG